Leptosomus discolor (cuckoo roller) is the source of this 1715-nucleotide messenger RNA. It is a transcript of the gene FST, whose product is annotated as follistatin. Gene Ontology annotation, biological process: regulation of BMP signaling pathway; negative regulation of activin receptor signaling pathway; multicellular organism development. The record is from RefSeq and is a predicted model, not a curated record. Gene Ontology annotation, molecular function: activin binding; protein binding. Gene Ontology annotation, cellular component: extracellular region. Lineage: Eukaryota; Metazoa; Chordata; Aves; Leptosomiformes; Leptosomidae.
UAGUGCUCGCUCCCUCUCCCUACUCCCCCUCACGCUGUUUCUGUGUCUCUCACUCCCUGCUCUGCUGAGGAUGUUAAAUCAGAGAAUCCACCCGGGCAUGCUCUUACUCCUGAUGUUUCUGUGCCACUUCAUGGAAGAUCACACAGUGCAGGCUGGGAACUGCUGGCUCCGGCAGGCGCGGAACGGCCGCUGCCAGGUCCUCUACAAAACCGACCUCAGCAAGGAGGAGUGCUGCAAGACCGGCCGCCUGACAACUUCGUGGACGGAGGAGGACGUCAACGACAACACGCUUUUUAAGUGGAUGAUUUUUAAUGGGGGAGCCCCAAACUGCAUCCCCUGCAAAGAAACGUGCGAGAAUGUGGACUGUGGACCCGGGAAGAAAUGUAAAAUGAACAAGAAGAACAAACCUCGGUGUGUUUGUGCUCCGGAUUGCUCUAAUAUCACUUGGAAGGGCCCUGUGUGUGGCUUAGAUGGGAAAACCUACAGGAACGAGUGUGCCCUUCUCAAAGCCAGAUGUAAAGAACAGCCCGAACUUGAAGUCCAGUAUCAGGGCAAAUGCAAAAAGACCUGUAGGGAUGUUUUAUGCCCAGGCAGCUCCACAUGUGUGGUUGAUCAAACUAAUAAUGCCUACUGCGUGACUUGUAAUCGAAUUUGCCCAGAGCCUGCCUCCCCUGAACAGUAUCUCUGCGGGAAUGACGGCAUAACUUACGCCAGUGCCUGCCACCUGAGGAAAGCGACCUGCCUGCUGGGCAGAUCCAUUGGAUUAGCCUACGAAGGAAAAUGCAUCAAAGCCAAAUCCUGUGAAGACAUUCAGUGCAGCGCUGGGAAGAAAUGCUUGUGGGAUUUUAAGGUUGGCAGAGGUCGGUGUGCCCUCUGCGAUGAGCUAUGCCCUGAAAGCAAGUCAGACGAGGCAGUCUGUGCGAGCGAUAACACAACUUACCCAAGCGAGUGUGCCAUGAAAGAGGCAGCCUGCUCCAUGGGUGUGCUUCUAGAAGUAAAGCACUCCGGAUCUUGCAACUCCAUUAAUGAAGACCCAGAGGAUGAAGAGGAAGAUGAAGACCAGGACUACAGCUUUCCUAUAUCUUCCAUUCUAGAGUGGUAAAACGUCCAUCACUAUUGGAACAGCCAUUGGGCACGAAAUCAAUGUCCAUACUGUAAAUAAGUGUAUGCUUAUUUAUUUUGGGGAGAAAAAAAGUAUACAUAUAGUUGAGUCUCGUAGACAUUUAUUUAUACGGUGUCAUGUUUUAUAAUUUAUACAUAAAAUGUCUGGUUGACUGUACACCUUGUUUUUUGAAGAAAUUUAUUCGUUACGGGAAGAGCAGUGUUAUUUAUUGUGAGGUCUCUUGCUUGUAAAGUAAAGAUUUUCUUUUUUUUUUUUUUUCUUGUAAACUAUAAAAGUCCAUUCCUUAGAGCUUACCCACAUGAUCCCAUUUCUUUGUUUCACUGAUGUUAACUCUUUUCCACUUUAACAAACUUGCAUGUCGGUUUCUGUUAUGUUUAUUUAUUGGAUUUUAUUCUUGCCGGUUAUGUACAUAAAAGAUCCCUCGGGUUUUUGUUUACAAGGAAUCCUGACUGACCAAAAGGCGUUGUAACGACUUAAGUAUACUUUUAGGGUACAGUGAGGCGAUCUUUAAGGAAACUUCUUCCACUUCACUUUUCUCUACUUCUGAUCACAUCAUCUACUGAAGUGAUCUCAAUGUGCUGAGCGUAUAUAC